This is a messenger RNA of Lagenorhynchus albirostris (white-beaked dolphin), 2385 nucleotides long. It is a transcript of the gene BRME1, whose product is annotated as break repair meiotic recombinase recruitment factor 1. The record is from RefSeq and is a predicted model, not a curated record. The coding region runs from base 57 to 2075 and encodes 672 amino acids. The transcript has 8 exons. Gene Ontology annotation, biological process: double-strand break repair involved in meiotic recombination. Lineage: Eukaryota; Metazoa; Chordata; Mammalia; Artiodactyla; Delphinidae.
CUGCUUGUAAUGACGAGAUUUGCUCUUGCUUUCAGAUUUCUCUAGGGAGGGAUAAAAUGAGUAAGAGGAAGAAGCUUCGGACCUCAGGAGGGGAAGGAAUCCGUCCUCCAAAACUUCCAAAGAACCCAAGGUUAGGAGACUCUGACGGGGACCCCCAGAGUUCCAAGUUGGGCCAUUGGCAUCACCCUGAAGAGAUAGAAAACAGAUCAGGACCUGCACCCUCUGCAGAGCAGAGCCCGGAGGCACCAGGGCAGGCAGCUUCCAGCUCUCCUUAUGAGGAAGUAGGAGCUCCCUCCAGGCUCCUCGGGCAGCCAGAAAAAGAGCCAGUUCGUCUUCCUCCUUCCCAGAAGUCAGUCGGGAGGUUUGUCCCCCAGUUUACAAAACCCAGGAAGACAGUGACAGGACGAGCAGAGAGGAGGGAAGAGGACCCCAGGAGUGGGGCCUUCAGCUUGGGAACGCUGCCAGAACCCAGUGCCCAGCAGGCCAGAAGCCAGCCUCGAGAGGAGUCCCCAGGGCUUGCCCUCCAGGAGACCAGGGACCCAGGAGACCAGACCCAGGCAGACAGCGCCUGCCCCGAGCCCAGCGGCCAAAACCCUGUGACGCCUGUGCCUGGCGAUGGGGAUCCUCAGCCCUUGGCCUCCAGCAUUGUCUCUCUGGAGUGGGGGACAGUGCCCUCGGCCUCAGAGAGGGCCAGCCAGGACCACCUGUCAAAGCGUGGGACCAACGUGCCAGAUGGUGGAAGCACGGAGGAGGGUUGGCUUCUAGGUGAUCAUGGCCAGAAAGGGCACCUGCCAGGCAGUGAUGCUGAAGAGGAGCCAGACCAAGGAGCCCCUCAGGAGGGAGGUGCCCGAGGGGAAGCAGGAGCUGAGCUGCCUGAGGAGUGCCAGGAGGAAGAAGAUGGCAUCCUGGGCCCAGAGCCCAGAUCUGCAGCCCAGGGCCCAUCUGGGCCUCUGCAGACGCCCAGCUGGACUGGCGAGGGAGCAGAGGGGAGCUAUAGCAGCCCAAGGUGCUCCCGCCUUGGGGCUGUUGUCAUCACAGGUGUGAGCACAGACGCCACGGAGCCAGAACAGAGGGCUCUGGGGGUGGCUGGGCCAGACGGGACAGUCAACGCCAGGGUGACUGCCUCUCCCAGUGGGAAGGCUCCUGAUGGAGGCCACAGCAGGGCCCUGCUCGGGUGCAUGCCUCUCAAUGGGGAGACCACAGGAGGCAGAGAGGAGGCAAGGCGGGAAGACAAGCCCCCUGAUGAUGUCCCGGGGGGCCUUGCAGCCUCCCUGGCUCCGGCUCACAAGAUCCAAGAGCCCACAAUAGGUGCUGGGGAUUCCAGCCCUUUAGCCUUGCAAAUGGGUCCAGGUGUGGGUCAGACACAGGUACCAGGCCCGGAUCAAGAAGGGCUGGGAGGUAUGUGCUUGUCGCCUUUGCUAUCACAACCUGUGGCUAAAAAGGCAGCUGAGUUAGGGAGCCAGAGCCACAAACAAGACCUCAAGGGGCGCGGUUUGUCCCUCGGAGCCUGUGCUCCACCAGCGUACAGAGAAGCAGUGGACGGCCCUCCCCAGGAUGCUGGGGCACGUCAGGGCAGCCCAGAUGCCCACACAAGCCCGGCAGGCCAGCCUGAGCACCCUGCUGACUCUUCAGAGCAGGCUGUCUGGGAGGGGUCCUCAGCCAUGGAACUCUACUUCCUGCCGGACAGCCAGACACAGGAUGCCCUGGAAGCCCCUGGUUUUGAAGCCCCACCUGAACAGUUGUCUCCUGCAGGGAGCGGGCUGGACCCUUGCUGGCCUGGCACCAGCCCACGUGCCGAUGGAGGCUCCCUUGCUGAGGCCCAGCCAAGGACCCAAAUGGGGAUCAAGACCUGCGAAGCCGCCAGGAUGGAGGAUGCAACAGACACCGUGCGAGGCCUCGUCAUCGAGCUCUCUAACCUGAACCGGCUGAUCAUGAGCGCCCACCGGGACCUGGAGGCCUUCAAGCGCCUCAACUACUACCAGAAAGCAAAGCCAGCAGGGAAGGCCCCUGCAGCCUACACACCAAAGGGGGCUGGGAAUCUCCCUCGAGGGGAGCAGUCCUGGAGGGACUCGUAGGUGUGUGUGCUCGUACAAGCUCACCGGCCCCCAGAAGUGCCUGAUGUUCCUGCCAGACAGCUGGAAACAAUCCCUCAGCAGACUCCGGAAAGCCUGCUGGCCCCUGUGUGCCCCCUGUUAUUUUGUUACCAUCCAGAGAUGCUCCAGCAAGUCCUGGUGGGCCCCAGAAACCUCCCCUCAGCUGACCUGGAAGUCAACUUCCUAUGGGAAACAGAAAAGGCCCUGCCAUCCUCAGCAGCCUCCCUCAGGGGGUCGUGUGGGGGAGGGAACCUGCUCCUCCCGGUGGCAGAGGCCUGGAAGCUGGAGGCAG